CAGACAGCGUCUAGGUCAGUGGUGUGUUCGUAGCUGCAGCCACUUCCAAGAUGUUAAGUGCGGUUUUGGAAUUCCUAGCUCGUCUCUGCCUGACGUUGUUUCUGUUGGCACCACUUAGCCUCUGUCUCGGACAAGAAAGGCGAUUGGUUUGUUACUUCACCAACUGGGCACCGGAUCGGGCGGGAGAGUAUUCCCUUCAAGUCCGCGACAUACCGGUCGAUCUGUGUACGCAUGUGACCUACAAUUUCGUGGCCGUCGAUUCGCGGAGCUUUGAGAUCAAACCCACGAACCCUAACUUUGACAUAACACAGAAAGGAUUUAAAAAGUUUAGUGAGCUCAAGGAAUCGAACCCCGACCUCAAACUGUCAGUGGCCGUCGGUGGUUGGGCACACGGAGGCCAUGCUUUCCACAACAUGGUUUCAUCUUUGGAUGGGAGAGAAACCUUUAUCGCCAGCGCCAUACAAUUCCUUAAGCGGUACAACUUCGAUGGCAUUGAGAUUGUUUGGCUGUGGCCAGGAAACCCCGAACGUGGGGGCACUGCAAGUGAUAAGGAUAAUUUCUAUUUGCUUGUUGAUGAGAUGAAGCGUACCUUCCAGAGCACCGGUAAUGGUUCUUGGGAAGUGGCCACACAGGUUACUCUGGAUCCAUCUCUAAUCGCACUGGGUUACCAUCAACGUCGCCUUUGUCAGGCAGCAGAUUUUGUGCACGUUGUUGGCUAUGAUCUGCGCGGUUCGUGGAGUGGUUUCACGGAUGUCCACAGUGCACUGGACAAUCGGCCACACGACAAAGACAAAUUGAAGGAUUUCACCGUGAAAGGAGGCGUACGCCAUUGGCUGAACAACGGUUGCCCGGCUGCCAAGAUCGUCCUGGGAGUGCCGCUGUUUGGUCGAACGUACACUCUGACGGAUCGUGGUGCGCAUGGUCUGGUAGCUCGAUCAAGCGGCCCCGGCCAUCCGGGUCCUUACACGCGUGACGCCGGAUACAGGGGUUACUUUGAAAUAUGCCAGGAACAGAAACAAUCGAACUGGACUGUCGAGUGGGAUCCGGUGGGUAUGUGCCCAUAUGCGUACCAUGGCGAUCAGUGGGUUGGAUACGAGAACAACCGAUCACUGGAAGAAAAAGUUGGUUUCGCGGUGACCGAACGACUGGCAGGAAUCUACGCCUUUUCGCUGGACUUGGAUGAUUACCGAGGAAAUUGUGGAGACACAUAUCCACUGAUGAAGAAGCUGUUCCAAGCGUAUAAACCGGUGAGAGCUCCGCUAGCUUCAGUCGAAGAUGUUGGGUAUCCCAUUGUGCGUGCUCGUCGUGAAGCGAAGUGAAAACUUUGCACGAUGCGAGUUUUUAAAAUGUGACAAUUCUGUGAAAACAAAUGUGUACCUUGGGCUUUUUUCUAAAGGGUUUCAUCCGAUGGUUACUAUGCCUAGGCGAUAGUUUAAGUCCUCUGUAGUAGUUCCUUUUAGUGCACAGCUGACUUUGAUCAAAAGUUUUUGAAAUUUCUUCUUUUCCCAUUCUUAUGUAUAAUUUCAAUAAAACAUGAUGUUUGUGAUAUUUUUGCUUCGAAUAUGGCCGAAAAUGUAUUAAAAAAAAAAGAAAUAUAAACCCCACUCACAAAGCUCAUCCUUGUACCGUACUCAGUCAACUCAAAAGCAUCGUCAUUCACGGCGU
Anopheles darlingi is the source of this 1665-nucleotide messenger RNA. RefSeq names its product endochitinase-like. Gene Ontology annotation, cellular component: extracellular region. Lineage: Eukaryota; Metazoa; Arthropoda; Insecta; Diptera; Culicidae. The record is from RefSeq and is a predicted model, not a curated record. Bases 51 to 1319 code for a protein of 422 amino acids. Gene Ontology annotation, biological process: chitin catabolic process; carbohydrate metabolic process. Gene Ontology annotation, molecular function: chitin binding; chitinase activity. The transcript has 3 exons.